UGACUUUGAACAGUUGACACUGGUGGGGGAAGCUGACGUACUAAAUUAUUAUCGUCCAUCCACUCGCUCUUAUCAAAAAACCAAAACCCUAGCCACGCGCCUCACACCCGCCACGUGCGUUUCACGCUAUUAACGCUUAUUUCAAGCAACGGCAUCGUUUAUAAGAGAGUGUUAAUCACGCGCGAGUGAAGAGAAUUUCCUUUUACAGCUCAUUAUGACUCGGCUUUGAGGCUUUUUAUUCUUCUUUUCUUCUUCUCAAUUUCUUUUUUUCUCUCAGAAAUUUCCUCCGAUUUCAAAACUUUUCCGGCGAAAUCUAAAAGAAAAUUAAAAAAUCGAGAUCUUCUUCUCUAAUGGCGACGACGUUAAACAGAGAUCAAUACGUGUACAUGGCGAAGCUUGCUGAGCAAGCUGAGCGUUACGAAGAGAUGGUUCAAUUCAUGGAGCAGCUCGUAAGUGGAGCAACACCGGCCGGUGAACUCACCGUUGAAGAGAGGAAUCUUCUCUCCGUCGCGUAUAAGAACGUGAUUGGAUCUCUUCGUGCGGCAUGGAGAAUCGUUUCUUCGAUUGAGCAAAAGGAAGAGAGCAGGAAGAACGAAGAACACGUGUCGCUUGUGAAGGAUUACAGAUCUAAAGUUGAGAGUGAGCUUUCUUCGAUCUGUUCUGGAAUUCUCAGGUUGCUUGAUUCGCAUCUGAUUCCUUCAGCUACUGCUAGUGAGUCUAAGGUUUUUUACUUGAAGAUGAAAGGAGAUUAUCAUCGUUAUUUGGCUGAGUUUAAAUCUGGUGAUGAGAGGAAAACAGCUGCGGAAGAUACUAUGAUCGCUUACAAAGCUGCUCAGGACGUUGCGGUUGCUGAUCUAGCACCAACACAUCCGAUCAGGCUGGGUCUGGCUCUCAAUUUCUCAGUGUUUUACUACGAGAUUCUCAACUCUUCAGAGAAAGCUUGUAGCAUGGCCAAACAGGCUUUUGAAGAAGCCAUUGCUGAGCUGGACACAUUGGGAGAGGAGUCAUACAAGGACAGUACUCUCAUCAUGCAGUUGCUGAGGGACAAUCUAACCCUUUGGACCUCCGAUAUGCAGGAGCAGAUGGAUGAGGCCUGAAGGUCUAAUGGAAGAAAGACGGUUAUGUAAUGUUUCUGCAACCAUAACCGGAAACCUGAGUGAGUCCAACUCCCUUUGCUGUAAAACUUGUCGAAAAGAAAAGUUUGUUUUUUUAUGACAGAUUAUGUGCACAGCUUUGGUGUUAUCUGCUGCUCUGUACCAACUCUGUUUUUGUUUGGUAAUUUAUCCUUAUCUUUGCUUCUUCUUUUUCAAAA
Molecule: messenger RNA, 1312 nt
Organism: Arabidopsis lyrata subsp. lyrata
Lineage: Eukaryota; Viridiplantae; Streptophyta; Magnoliopsida; Brassicales; Brassicaceae
Product: 14-3-3-like protein GF14 kappa
Exons: 4
Coding region: 351-1097 (248 amino acids)
Biological process (GO): signal transduction
Cellular component (GO): cytoplasm
Source: RefSeq, a predicted model, not a curated record